CAUUCACUGCUGCUGCUCAGGUUUUAAGGGAGUGCAAAAGGAGUGACAAAGGGAAAGUCGCAGCAGAGGAGAGGAACCCUGCUGCAGAGGAGGAAGAGGAGGCUGAAGUCUGAUGUUCCUCUAGAGGAGAGGGAGUCAGGAGAGGGACGACCGGGCUCCAGGAGUGGCACUGACCCAUCAGUGGGAGGUUCCCCCAGGGGGGUUUCACAGAUUUUCGGCAGCGUCCUCUCCUCUCCGGCUGGAGUCAGACCCCCCACCCCCACCCACCCUCGUCCCCCCCCAGGAUCUAGAGCCAUGGAGCCGUCUGUGUCCACCGAGGUGGAGGGGGAGCCCAAGGAGAGGAAGAAGAUCCAGUUUGCCAUGCCCUCCGCUGCACCCACCAACCUGGACCCCCGGCAAGUGGAGAUGAUCCGACGCAGGAGGCCCACACCGGCCACGCUCUUCAGAGUAGCGGACCAGACGUCGCCCGAGGACGAUCAGUCCACACAUCAGUGGGUCGUGGGAGAAAACGGAGUCCUGAAACCCAAACGGGUCAAUCCCAAUGUGUAUCAGCCUCCAUCGCUCAGAGCUGUGCAGAAGAUGGCUGAGGCGCAUAUGCAGCACCUAGGUGUCUACCCUCCUAUGGAAGACCCUUGUGAAGGGGAGGAGGAUGAGGAGGAGGAGGAGGAGGCAUCUCCCAACAAAGCUUCUGAUCACCACGAGACGGCGACCGCCGAGCAGCCGGACAAGCUGUCCAGCGUGAGGGAGACGGCCAAGCAGACCCCGGCCGCCCGGGGGGAGGAGGUCGACGAGGGAGAGGAGGGAGGGGGAGACCAAGAGGGACGCAAGCCGGCGGGAUCCACAGAGGAGAACAGCCGGGGGUGUAACUGAGAGAGAGGGAGCUACGGAGGGAAGGGACGGUGAAAUCGGUGGUGUUUAGAUAAAGAUCUGAAAUUCUCAAAGAAUUUAAGAAGCUGGUUGUAACUUUAUGGUGGAUUUCUGAGUCUGAAUGAAGCGAGAGCGACAAGAUGCUGUCAUGGAAUCAAAGAUUUCUGUGCUACUUCACCUCUAAAGAGAAACGGGGGAGAUGAGGAUUAAAAAGGAGGAGACAGAGAGGGCGUUUGUGUAUGGCCGGGCCCUGAUGAGCAGGUGGGGAGUGAAGCUACUGACAGAGCAGACGACAGACGCCACUCUGGCCCUCACUGUCUGAAAUGAAGGCAGAGGAGUCAAGGUCAGCUCGGCCUUCUCUCCUCUUACUCUUAUCUGCACAAAACUUAAAAAAGGAGGGGUCAAAUGGCAAGAAACACAACAGAAACUUUAUAUAUUUAGAUUAAAAAAAAGUUGUGGCACCUGCAGGACUCUGACUGUGUGGGGUGUGUGUGAGUGUGUGUGUGUUUCCUCAUUAUGUAGAACUCUUCAGCCUACUGACUUGCAGCAUCUCAGCAUCUGUCAUGUUUGUAUGUGGCGCCACCUGCUGGUGAGAGUCCAGUAUGAGGGGUUUAAAGUGCUACUCCAGCUUCAAUCAAGGACUUCAUGUUGGGACUUCUGGUGCGUUCAUGGGCAAAUGAGCGGUGGGAAUUAUCGCACUCCCAAGUUGAGCGCCUGGAAUUUUUUUUAACUCAGAACUUCCCACUUGGAAUGUGGUGUGUUUUGUAAAGCUCUUUAGCACUGGGAAGAAAUAUUUCAUGAAGAAUUUCUCUGUUUUAAACCAACCUCAGUGCGGUUUAAGUGAAAAUAGCAAUGUCUCAUUAGCCUGGGAAAAAAAAAAA
This is a messenger RNA of Salarias fasciatus (jewelled blenny), 1748 nucleotides long. RefSeq names its product protein phosphatase 1, regulatory (inhibitor) subunit 1B (gene ppp1r1b). The transcript has 5 exons. Gene Ontology annotation, cellular component: cytoplasm. The coding region runs from base 295 to 870 and encodes 191 amino acids. Gene Ontology annotation, molecular function: protein phosphatase inhibitor activity. NCBI's taxonomy places the organism in Eukaryota, Metazoa, Chordata, Actinopteri, Blenniiformes, Blenniidae. The record is from RefSeq and is a predicted model, not a curated record. Gene Ontology annotation, biological process: intracellular signal transduction.